AUGCAGCUGCCUCCGGUGGAUGUCCUGUUGGGUUGGCCGACUCCAAAUUACAUUGACCCGGAAACGCGCGGCCCUGCCCUCCUCAUCGUCAACAGCAUCCUCAUCGCACUAACCAUCCUCGUUGUGAUUGCGCGGUUAUACACCCGUAUAGUGAUCAAGAGGUGGUUCGGUAUUGACGAUGUCUUCAUCCUCUUUGCGCUGCUCUUCACGUGCGGUCUCACUGCUGUCGUUCUCCUGGCAAACCUCCGAUAUGGAUGGGAUAGACAUGUUUGGGAUAUACCCUUUCACAUGUUCGUUCCGGCCUACAAAAUCGCCAUGACAGCCAAGGUCGUCUUCACAGCGGCCGCGAGCUUCACGAGACUCUCUCUGCAUUGCUUCUACUACCGAUUGGUUACAGACUCGGGGAAGACAUGGUUCAAGUGGGCGGUUCAUGUCAAUGUUGCCUACACACUCGGCAUCUUGAUAUCGUUUCCCUUCAUCGCCAUCUUCUUCUGCACACCCAUUAAGAACUAUUGGACCAUUGGCGCACCGGCAGACACUUGCAUGGACGAGGGAACUGCGACUCUCAUUUGCGGAAUUAUCAACUGUGUCGCGGAUUUUCUUACUACCCUAACACCAAUACCUUUGGUCAUGGGCCUUCACAUGCGUCUGCGUGAGCGCAUGGCUGUCGCCGCGCUAUUCGGUAUGGGGCUGAUUGUCUCUGCUGCUGGUAUUGUGCGUACCUGGUUCAUCUAUCGGAGUCUCUUCAACAACGAGUACGAUCAAACCUGGUACGCAUAUCCACUGUGGAUUGCGGCCGCUGUCGAGAUAGACUUGGGUGUAAUAUGCGCCUCGGCUCCAGUACUAAAACCUCUCCUCGCGAAGAUCCCCUUCAGUCUAUCGCAAUCCUUCUCAGGUGGCAUAUCCUUCAAGAAGAGCGCGCACUCAUCAAAGACGCUAACCGCCAACGCAUCAGCGUCGCAUUCCUCCACGAACCGGAAAUCCACAGCACCGCGCAAUGCGCCAGAACUCGCAAACGACAAGGGCAACAGCUAUGAGAUGAAGCAUUGGGCGGACACAGAGCAAGAUUUGGAGCGAGGGAGCCAGGAAGCUAUUUUGGAAGAGGAGGAAGCUCCCAAAACGGGAAUGUCCCGCCUGUGGGGCAAGGUCCGCCCGAAAAGCAACAAUGGAAAUAUGACCACGGACACCGACAUGACCAUCACUUUGACCAGCGAAGUGGAACUGCAAGUCGAGCGGAUGAAGCAACGUCCGGCGCGGUACGAGACACACGGUGACCUCCAUGAGAACCACAUGCCAUUACCACCGUUGGCACCGCGAUCCAGCGGACACGACCGGUGA
Messenger RNA from Alternaria viburni, 1338 nucleotides. RefSeq lists its product as uncharacterized. The record is from RefSeq and is a predicted model, not a curated record. Lineage: Eukaryota; Fungi; Ascomycota; Dothideomycetes; Pleosporales; Pleosporaceae. Bases 1 to 1338 code for a protein of 445 amino acids. The transcript has 5 exons.